Messenger RNA from Antrostomus carolinensis (chuck-will's-widow), 1291 nucleotides. RefSeq names its product probable G-protein coupled receptor 83. Gene Ontology annotation, cellular component: plasma membrane. The transcript has 4 exons. Lineage: Eukaryota; Metazoa; Chordata; Aves; Caprimulgiformes; Caprimulgidae. The coding region runs from base 3 to 1265 and encodes 420 amino acids. The record is from RefSeq and is a predicted model, not a curated record. Gene Ontology annotation, molecular function: neuropeptide receptor activity. Gene Ontology annotation, biological process: neuropeptide signaling pathway.
CCAUGAGUAGGCACGCGUGGUUCCCCUUGCAGUACAUCUCCAAGCCCUUCUGGAGAGCGGAGAAUCACAACACGACCAACUUCCUCUCUGCACUGUACGGCUUCCCUAACCGAUCCUUCUUCCACAGCGACCUGGACCUGGAGGACCUGGGGGACUUUGACAGUGGGACCAAGUAUGAGGGUGAGUCCCAGAGCCAGACGGUGAAGGCGCUGCUGAUAGUCGCCUACUCCGUCAUCAUCUGCAUCUCGCUCUUUGGUAACAUCCUGGUGUGCCAUGUGGUGGUCAAGAACAAGAGGAUCCCCUCGGCCCCCAGCCUCUUCAUUGUCAACCUGGCUGUCGCCGACGUGAUGAUCACCACCCUGAACACGCCCUUCACACUGGUGCGGUUUGUAAGCAGUACCUGGGUUUUUGGAAAGCUGAUGUGUCACAUAAGCCGGUUUGUUCAGUACUGCUCCGUUCACGUGUCUGUGCUGACCCUUGCUGCCAUCGCUCUGGAUCGACAUCAGGUCAUCAUGCACCCUCUCAAGCCGCGCAUGUCCAUGGUGAAAGGAGGGAUUUGCAUCAUUAUCAUAUGGGUUAUGGCCAGCUGCUUCUCACUGCCUCAUGCCAUUUAUCAGACUUUGACAAGAUUUUAUAUCGGGAACAGAACCAUACGAAUGGUCUGCCUCCCCAGCUUCCCUCCUCCUGCUGAUCUUUUCUGGAAGUAUUUGGACUUGACUACUUUUGUUCUCUUGUAUGUCCUGCCCUUACUUGUGAUCUCCAUCACAUAUACCAUGGUGGCCAAGAAGCUCUGGCUGAGAAAUGCCAUUGGGGACCUCACCAUGGAGCAAUACUAUGCCCAUCAACGGAAAAAGAAGAUGACGCUGAAGAUGCUGAUGGUGGUGGUGGUUGUGUUUGCAGUAUGCUGGUUCCCCCUGAACUGCUACGUGGUGUUGAUCUCCUGUAGGGCCAUCCACAGUAGCAACGCUCUGUACUUUGCUUUUCACUGGUUUGCCAUGAGCAGCACUUGCUACAACCCCUUCAUUUACUGUUGGCUGAACGAGAGCUUCAGGUCUGAGUUGAAGUCCUUGCUGUGUGUGUGUCGGCGAAGGAGUGCCACCCAGAGCCAUGCUCUGCAGUCCAUCUCCCUGCCUUUCAGGCAUGCCUGGGUUGAGAACUGCCAUUAUAAAGGAGGCAGCGCAUGCCAGAAGACAAGGGCAUCCUCCCAGAGGAACUCUGCAAAGACAGACAUAUCCAGUGUUCAGCCAAUUGUGGCAGAAAGCUAAACCCUCAAUUGGAUGGCCAGGAGCAU